GCGCGCCGUUGUCGCCGGCCGGCCGCCAGUCGAUCGCGGAACGUCUCUAGAGCCGUACGUGUGCUGUUGUGACAAAACACUCGUUGCGAUCGUAACGACGCGCGUCGUAAACAAAAUUGAACCGAUUUUACCACACCGUUCGUUUACGUUUUACUCUUCUCUUAGCGUCUGAACCCUUGUUAUUUACCAAACUAGAGUAGGAAAAAUGUGUUGGAUUUAUGUGUCUUCUACAAAAGUGAUUGAACAGGUGCAGCCCGCGAGCGGCAGAUAGUGUUGCGGUCAGACCGCUAGUGAACUCAGUGACUGUGUGAACGUUGUCGCGGUUGAACGCCGCUGUAGGGAUUUGUAACAAGCAGCCGCUCUGUGCGGCCGAGCAUGACGAUGGACCAGCAGGCAGGCCUCAUGUCUCUUAACAUGUCCCCGUUCGAUCUAAGUCCAGGCCCUGAGGGCUCGGGCUCGGGAAGUGGACCCUCGGGAGCCUCACAACAAUACGUGCCUCAAGGCGCAGCGUACCAAUGCACGUCAGACCAACAGCCUUUUGGCUACGCAAAUCUGGAUGCUUCUUAUUUAUUUCCAACAGGUACAGGCAGCGAACCCGGGUCCUAUUUGCCAACAGCUGGCAACGUUUGCGAUCAAACAGAUACGAAGGACGUGAUCGAAGAACUGUGUCCUGUUUGUGGAGAUAAAGUUAGCGGCUAUCACUACGGCCUGCUCACUUGCGAAUCCUGUAAAGGCUUCUUUAAAAGAACAGUACAGAAUAAGAAAGUGUACACCUGCGUCGCAGAACGAGCAUGUCACAUUGACAAAACACAGAGGAAACGUUGCCCUUUCUGCCGCUUCCAAAAGUGCCUCGAUGUAGGCAUGAAACUUGAAGCUGUACGAGCGGAUCGCAUGCGAGGUGGUCGCAACAAGUUUGGUCCCAUGUACAAACGCGAUCGUGCCCGCAAAUUACAAAUGAUGAGACAAAGGCAAAUAGCAGUGCAGACACUACGUGGCUCUCUAGGUGAGGGCGGGCUUGUACUUGGAUUCAGCUCGCCGUAUGCUACUGUGCCUGUAAAGCAAGAAAUUCAGAUACCCCAAGUUUCGUCGUUAACGUCAUCACCUGAAUCUUCACCGGGUCCAGCGCUGCUGGCUGCCCAAACCCAAGCGCCGCAGCCACCGCCUCCCCCGGCUCACGACAAGUGGGAAACUCACUCGCCGCAUUCUGCGUCACCGGACGCAUUCGCCUUCGAGACGCCCGCGACCACCACACCCUCCAGCACCGCCGAACCUACCAGCACCGAAACUCUUCGAGUUUCACCCAUGAUUCGCGAAUUUGUUCAAACUAUUGAUGAUCGAGAGUGGCAAAACUCCCUUUUCGGACUCUUGCAGAGCCAAACAUACAACCAGUGUGAAGUCGAUCUCUUCGAAUUAAUGUGCAAAGUGCUGGACCAAAACUUGUUCUCUCAAGUGGAUUGGGCGAGAAACACCGUGUUCUUUAAGUAUUUAAAGGUCGAUGACCAAAUGAAGCUGCUGCAGCACUCGUGGUCGGACAUGCUGGUUCUUGAUCAUCUGCACCAGAGGAUGCAUAACGGGUUGCCUGACGAGACCACACUUCACAACGGACAGAAGUUCGAUCUUCUCUGCCUGGGUCUCCUCGGUGUCCCCUCCCUCGCUGAGCACUUCAACGAGCUGCAAAACAAACUCGCUGAAUUGAAGUUUGACGUACCGGACUACAUCUGCGUGAAAUUCUUGCUUUUACUUAAUCCUGAAGUGAGAGGCAUUGUCAAUGUAAAAUGCGUCCGAGACGGCUACCAGACGGUUCAAGCUGCUCUUCUCGACUACACGCUUACCUGCUAUCCGACGAUACAGGAUAAAUUUGGAAAAUUGGUGAUGGUGGUCCCAGAGAUACACGCGCUGGCGGCCCGGGGAGAGGAACACUUAUACCAGCGGCACUGCGCCGGCCAGGCCCCCACACAGACGCUCCUCAUGGAAAUGUUACACGCUAAGCGCAAGCCCAAUGGAGCCGAAAUGGUUAACCGGAGUGCGGAUCACACCUCGACUCUAGACAGAUUGUGCGGUUUCCUGCCGAACGACACGAUUGAGCCGCAUUCGCCCAUAUAGAAUCCUGAAACACCAGUGAAGAGUAAUUGGAGGAUCGCAAACGCGCCAAGCGCGCCCCUACACCUACAUGAAUUAUCAUAAAAAUAUUACUUAUUAUUUUAGGUUUAGACUUUAACUUGGUGUGUGAUUAAACGUAAUAAGUUAUUUUGCGCCGAGCGCCUGCCGUCGGCACUGCGCGCCUAGUCCCGAUACAGAUAAGACCUUUGUUUAUCUGCAUAAUCUCUGUAACAUAAACAUACAAAAAAAUAUUUAACAACUCUUGUAGCUACCAUUAAUUUAUUGAGCAGUGUAAAAACGGUGUAUCGAUAUUUCAUAUAAGUACCUACCUAUGUUAGAUAAACUAGCUUGUCUUAACUAUGAUGCGUGUAGCGAUGGAAAAUAUUUCAAUACAUAUUUUAGGAAAGCGUCUGUGAUUAUAAACGAAGAAAUUUGAUGAACCGUUUUAAUGUUAGUUGAGAUGAUCAUGUUAUGUAUAAAUAAUAGUUUUAUGCCGAUGUCGUAACGCGGCGAGGCUCGGGGGCUCGCCGGCCUCGCCGCGGCGUUUCACUUUACUUAUAAAAACACAAUUGUUAAAUUGAGACUUAAGCAGUUAAGGUUGGAAUGUAUGAGCCAUGUUUAGUUUACUUGUCUACUAGCUGUAAAAGUUCAGCGUGUUUUUCGUUCGUCGACACGCAUGCAUUAGUAUAGCCACUUUAUAUUUCCAGGGUUGCGAAGGACCCAUCGUACACGAAAAAAAAACCUCAUUUGAUUUUAAAAUGUUUUGUAUACAAUAUAAUUUACAAAUUGUAUAUUGUUUGUUAAACUAUAAAUUUGAUUUUUGGACGAACGGGUACCGGUACUUGUACAUAUGAGUUGUACCACGAGUCUUCCCUCCGACUAGACCAAUGCACGUGUGUCACGUAAAGAAUCGGCAGAUAUGUGUUUAAUAUAGUUAUUGGAAUGAAAAUAUUUAAGAUUAUAUUGAAGUUGAUGUUUUAACAUUAAAAUUCUCUAUAUGUAUAUCAUUAAGACGUAAGAAUUGCAUCAUGAAAAAUCAAGUUAAAAUUUACAGUUGUUUCAUUAAAAUGUUUAUCUAAAUGUUAUGAAGAAUUAUCUGUAUUGAUUUUAUCGGCCGUACCAGUACAAAUAAUUAUUAAUAAAAAUCUCUGUAAAUAUGAUAAAUAGAACGUAACAGUGAUUAAUGCUACUUAUAUUGUAAUUAUGUAAAAUAUUUCUCAAAUACGUGCAAGAAGCCUUAAAAAUCAUAGAUUUUUAAUAAAUAUGGGUACUAGCGUCUACAGGUCUUUGGACGGAAUGGACGAUGUAUUUUUAUAAAGCAUAUUGUUCUUUAUUAACAUAUAUAAUAUGUUAACUGAAAGUACAUUAUUUCGUAUUUUUCUAAAAUAAAUAUAGUAGUGUACGUAUUUAAUUAUAUUGAUCAACUUUUAAUGUGGAAACAGUUAUACAUACUGUAUUAAAAUAAUAUUAUAAUAUAGUGUUAUCAUUGUGUGAUACCUGCGUACAUAUGCGUUACAAAUUUGAUUUGAGAACGUUUUAUUUUUAUAUUUAGGCAACAGUUGAUAGGAAAACAAGGGCCCGUCAAGCGCGCUCGAGCCGUGAGUCCAGCAGAGUUCAUUGCUAAUAUCACUCGUAAAUCAAAACUCGUUCUGUUAAAUACGCCACCGUCGGCUUCAUAGAUAACUAUUUCAAUCGACGAUUGAACUUGACGAGGCUCUUGUACAUUUGGGUACUAAGGUAUGUGAUUGACAGUUUGCGUUUGAAGGUAAUGUUCACAUAUUAUAAUUAUGAAAUUUAUUUACGGUAUUGCCGCACCAAGUGCGAAUGUUUAGUUGACCGCAUCAACGAGUUUGUAGCAUGAUAGGUUUAUGAGUAAAAUUUCCGUUUAUUUUAAUCUAGGCUUGAAUGAUUGUAAUUUAGAAAAAUGGCACCAUCAUUUAUCUUUAAUACCGUCCAGUGAUAACUAAUUUUAAUGUCACGACUUAAAUAACAUUUUUUAUAAAUUGAUUCAACUAGCAUUAUUUUAUUAAUCACGUCGUUCGAUGACAAUUUGAAUCGGGCUGCAGUCGCGUCGUACAGACAAUUUAUUGUUAGAAGAUAAAGUUGGACAAUAGAAUGGAAAUUAGUACCUGGUGUAUAGUGUAACAUAUGAAAUAAAACCCAACUCUGAUAAAGUUCCUUGAAAUGUGGUGAUGUUAUCAACGUUUAAAAGUAAUUUGAUUCGUCGACACUGUUUCAAUAAGUGCAUAAUUUUUCAUCGUAUCGCUUUUGUUUUCUUGGCUUACUCAUCUCAUAUCUUGGCUGAAUAUGUGGCUACGGAAUCGCCUAAACCCCGCGUGUGCGUCUUGAUAUUUAAACAAAUAGCCUAUUAUAAAUUAAGUGAAGCUGCUGUUCUUUUUAGAGAUAAUAUAUGUGUAGAAGGAAAGUAUAAGUAUAUGAAUGUUUAUAAUUCGUCCACUGUUAUUUGUUUCGUCCCGCGCUUCUCGUUUAUAACUUGUAACAAUUCUGACGGACAGACUACGCACGCAGCUUCACAAGCUUUAGACGCUUUAUCGAAUGCAAAGCUGAUCUGUGAUGGUAUGACAUAGUUAGGUACAUAUAGGCUGUGUGGGUUUUACCUGUCCGUACUUUAGGGGCAGAGCGACAUAUUGUGACCAAUUAUGAAAUAACUUCAACUUGUCCAUAUCCGCUUUAGAAUUUGGCUUAUUCUAUACUAAAAUUUGUUGAUAUAAGAUAAAAGUGGCUCUUUUUUUAAAUAUAAAUUAAGUUUCAUUAAUCUCCCUAUAAAAACGAUGUAAUUGCAUAGAUGACCAUGUUGUUAGAUAUAUACUUCCCACAUUACCAUUUUAGGUUACCAUUUUUAUACAGUAUUUAUAUAUUAUAUUUAUACUAAUAUUGCUAUUAAAAAGAACAUAAUACAGUAUUAUUAUUUUUUUGAUUCUUGCACAUUUGAAAUACAAUUGUAGUCAAAUGAUCGCGCCACUAAAUAUCGAAGAACUAUAUCAAUAUUAAAAUUAACUGUUACCAUUUAUGUAUAUUCGUAUUUUUUAUUUCGCUUUCACGUAUUAUAUAUUUAGGUUUAUGUUAUCAAAGGCGAGUGUUAAUAUACUCAAAUCAAAUGAUAUCAUAAAAACAUGAAGUAUGUAUAAUUGUCUAAUUAGCUUAAGUAUAUUGCCGUACAUAUACAUAAGUAAAUAUUUUAAACGAAAUAAAUGUAUUUUGAAUUAUAUUCGACACAUCAGUGGUGAUACAAAAUGAGGUCUUGUGCCAUUAGUUAAGUGUUUUGUACAGGGUUAGUAGCCGUGGUCUGCCCUUCCGGCAAGCCAGUCGCAUACAACGCUUUUUAUUUAACGUAAAUAUUUGUUUACGUUUUCAUUUAAUUUAUUAAAGAUACUUAGACAAUAACAAUUUUUAAGGUGCCAGUGUUCAAUAUUUUAUAUCCAAUUACCUGUCCGAUCGCUACUCUGUGUCACGCGUUUCAUAUAUACUUUGACAAACUAACAAUCAUAAUACUAUUUAUUGAAAUCAACAUAAUUAUACAUAUGCUUAUAAUGUUAAACCUACUGUCUACUUUUAAGGUUAGGUUGUAAUAUACAAAAUAUGUUGUACUUUAGCGGUCGAAUAAGUAAUAUACAUCUAUAUUUAUGAAUUUAAAUUGAUAAGUAUUUUGAAGUGGUAAGGUACACGCUGAGUGUUAUUUGUAAAUGUAAAUGUUGGUGUUAAGAGUUUAGAUAGUCGCACACGCGAGCGCGGGCGAGCGUUGGGUGGCGGGCGAGUCACGCAUGCGUCGUAAGCACCGUACUCGCACUCGCCCACACCGGCCACUGUUUCUUCGCUCAGAUUCGUUCGCGCAUUCGUUGUGUCCGGUGGCGGUCGCAUUAUUUCUACACUUUAAAACUUUAGUCUCUCAUCAUCACAUAUUUCAUUCGACGAUAAUUUACAAUACUUUAGGCGAUCGGUUACUGGAUGGGAUUGUAUGCGUCACACACAUUCCAAAAUAACACUGAUAGUAACGCUUAGUGACGCUCGACGUACGCGUUACAAUUUGUAAGUUAACCACUUUGUUGUUCAUUAACGAUAAGUUAGAUUUAAUCUCAGUCGAUGUUGUUUAUUUUAGUCUGUGUAUAGUAUUCUAUCGGUUUAAGUUGAUGUGAGGACGUGAAUUUGAGCGAAUCGACAGGCCAAAGCCUGAAGGGUUCAUAUUAGUUGUAAUUUUUAUGUACCUAAGUGAUUAUUUCUGUUGCACCUAACUUUAUUUUGCGAGCCGUGUUAGUUGUAUUCUAUUAAGUAAUUGUACAUAUAGCUAGGGCGAGGUAAACAGAGUUUUGAAUCAUCGUAAAUGGUUAUCGUUGAAUCUAUGGGGCUGGCAAAAUACCAAUGCAAUGUCGCAUUUGCUGUUAAAUAAAUCUAUCUAUAGAUGUAAUACGACUAUUUAUGUUUCUUCACUGUUUAUAAGGCAACCGUGAGGCCACAAUUCUGGUGUUCGGGCUCUGGUUUUUUGAAGAUGCGUGACAGCUCCGUCUAAUUUAUACGCAGUGCGAAAACUGUUAGGUUCAUUUAGUUGCCAGAGCACCUAACAUCGAAAACACGCAAGUCGGAACGCGUCCCUCGCAUCUCGGUCCAGUGACCUUUUUAAUUAUUAUUGUAAAUUUAUAGUACAUAUAUUAAGUCCCCACAUAAAGUAAGCAACAAAAGUAAAUGUGAAUCUGCUUCUAUAUUAACUGAACACAGGAAACAAGAAUCUGAAAUUCUUAUUAAAAUUGUUCAACAAACUGACAUCACCUUAGACAUCACUAAAUAAAUUACUAUUGGAAACAGCGCGAACAAUAUAUUAUUUUUAAAUUGUAAUUUUAGCGACUUUAAGUUUUAAUAUUAUGUUCGUUUGUACGCUGAAGGGGCGAUAGAAGAUACAUGAGCUGUGUGAAGUACUUACUAAAAUAUGUGUCGUUCAGUUAAUACUGAAGCAGUUAAAAUUACCUUAACAUUGUACCGCGUCAUUACCUCACAUAUUAUCUUUUGUACAUUUCAAAAUAAUAGUUAUUGUUGUCAUUAUAUUUUAAACUAAUUUUAUUGUCUAUUUUAUUUUGAAGUUUCAAAUUGAAAACACGACAAUGAUCUAUUUUUAGAAGGCCACUUAGAUACAUUUAUAUGGCGGUGUCACUCGUGUAUCGUCAGUAUAUUUAUUUUCUUUGUGAUUAAUAAAUAUUGUGAGACGCACGUACGCCGGUGGCGCUUGCUCGCGCUGCCGACCGUUAUUGUAGAAAUAAAUAAUAUUUUCGUUUAAA
Vanessa tameamea is the source of this 7385-nucleotide messenger RNA. RefSeq names its product nuclear hormone receptor FTZ-F1 (gene ftz-f1). Lineage: Eukaryota; Metazoa; Arthropoda; Insecta; Lepidoptera; Nymphalidae. The transcript is spliced from 8 exons. Gene Ontology annotation, cellular component: RNA polymerase II transcription regulator complex. Gene Ontology annotation, biological process: tissue development; hormone-mediated signaling pathway; regulation of transcription by RNA polymerase II. The record is from RefSeq and is a predicted model, not a curated record. The coding region runs from base 376 to 2103 and encodes 575 amino acids. Gene Ontology annotation, molecular function: zinc ion binding; RNA polymerase II cis-regulatory region sequence-specific DNA binding; nuclear receptor activity.